Messenger RNA from Ruditapes philippinarum (Manila clam), 2923 nucleotides. RefSeq lists its product as uncharacterized. The transcript is spliced from 2 exons. The record is from RefSeq and is a predicted model, not a curated record. The coding region runs from base 208 to 2109 and encodes 633 amino acids. Lineage: Eukaryota; Metazoa; Mollusca; Bivalvia; Venerida; Veneridae.
UAUUAUAUCAAAGUGUUCCAAAUAAUGAGAUGAUGCGUAUUCGUUUAUCUCCACAAUGUUAUGAAAUGCUGACACUUAUUAGAUAAACAUUGCCAUGUGAGUAAGACUUUGGACAAGGUGUAUUCAACUUGGUUCAUUGCAUGGUUAAUUUUGCAGGCUCAUUUUAAACGAACACUAUUUAGAAGUACUUUUCUGGAAACAGACGGAAUGGAACCAUUACAAACGGUGAGAAUGUUACAACAAAGAAAGGAUGAUAUACGUCAGUGUCGAGAACAAUAUUUUUGGGCACAUUUUAAAUUUUAUGGUUGGUCAGUUGCAGGUAACAUAAUGAGUGCCAUUGCUACACUUACAGCAAAUACGUCACCGCGCCUUUUUACAUUGUUAUAUAUUUUAAAAUAUUUCAUUUUUGUAUCCAGACCGACAUCAAAAGAAGGCGAGAUGGAAAGACAAAUAAACAUUAUAUUCGAUGAUGCAAUACGCCAUGUUAAAACAGUCAGAAAAAACAAUCCGGUAACUUCUUUCUGCAAUAACCUAUCAUUGAAAUUUUCUGUCCCAUUUGCAUCAUUUUUAUGGGAUUUAACAAAAAGGUUUUAUCGAGAUAAACCUCCAAAACGAAAAUUUGACGACCUCGGUAGAGCUUUUAUUAUCAUCAACGGCACUGUUGAACGACAGAAAUGCGAAAUUGAGAAGCUGACACCAAUGCUGAAAAAAAUACAAUCUUUAUCACAAAGCAAUGUAUGUAAAGUAGUUAGCAAUGCAUGUAAAGUAGUAAAAGCCAUUCCUGGCGUGGAAAUGCCAGAAAAACUUAGCACAAAAGAAGCUUUAUUGAAACAACAUAUACAAAUUCAAAACAAGCCUGUUUCUAAUAACCCACGUGAGAAUAAAAGAACUGAAAUUGAUAAAGCAACCCGUAUAAAGAAUAAAUUUCAUAAUAGUUCCCUUAAUGUAUUGGAGUCGGCAAGAAAAUGUUUACAGGCGAAAGAAGAAGCAAAAGUAUUACCGACAUUGAAACUUGCGCAAAAUCUUAAACUUCUUGAAGAAGCUAACAAAAAUCUAGAUGCAAUCAAAGAAAUUAAACUUGAAUUUCAACUCCUUAAUCAUGAAAAACAGAAAAGUCAGCAAGCUAUCGUCGAAGGAAUUUCCACAAUGCUUGAUAAUACAACUGAGGCACUUGAGAAUGUAUCUGACUUUAUAGAUAUCAGAUCGGAACUGGAAAAAUCAAGAAUUCAGAAAUCUGCAAAAAGAGUCCAGGAGUAUGCAAAACAAGGUUACGAAAUUAACCAUCAAGUGGAAGAGGCAAUAAAAGCAAUGACCGAAGCUAACAAAGCAAUGGUAAAUAUCUAUAAUUCUACAAAGGGUUGGUUUAGUGAUGGGAUGCAGAUAAAUGAGCUAAGAAUACCUGUAGGAACUGAGAACGACUGGAUUACUCAAAGUAAAGAUUUGGCAGAUUCUGUGAAAUUGUUAGGAGAACAUGCCGAAAAGUUGACGGAUCCUCCCGAAGACAUAAUGAAAGAAUUAUUUACAACCUACCGAACAGAAAGUAUGACACAGAAUGCGACAGAUAUGGCAAAUGAAGCUCUUAGUAUUGCCGACCAAAUAGAGUGGGAAAUUUCCAAUUACAAUCCAGAUAGCCAAAUCCUUGUUCUUGAACAGGUUUUUCAAAGUAUAUGGUCAGCAAGUACAGAAACCGCUAAAAUGCAGCGUGAUACAGCUGUCAGUAAAAUGCGUACUAAAGCACAAAAGCUUCGUUGGAAAGUUGCUGAUCAUAAAUCAUUUUCAAGCAAAUUGUUAGCAGUCUUUUAUCAAGUUGAUACAAUGUCAUUGCUGAUAGCAAUUUUUGGUACUGUCGUUGACGUCAUUAGCAUUUUCAAGUUGUUCAAAAUGCAUCCGAAAGAAAUAUUGAUCCGGAAUGAGAUUGAAAGAAUACUACAAAUCUUAAAUAAUCACCAUGAGGACGAUCAAGUUCCAGAAGAAAUGUUGAUCCAGGAUGAGAUUCCAAUCCCAAAUAAUCACCAUGAGGACGAUCAAGUUCCAGAAGAAAUAUUGAUCCAGGAUGAGAUUCCAAUCCCAAAUAAUCACCAUGAGGACGAUGAUCCUGGUGAAAUUUGAUAAAGCCCUGAUUUUGGUAUGGCUGUGUAUGUGUGUGUGCGUGUGCGCGUGUGUGUGCGCGCGCGCGUGCGCGUACACGUGUGCGUACAUGUAAGGUUUUGUACUUAGUUGAUGGACUGAUGGACAGAUGACUGUGUACUCGUGCAAAAGAUUGACUCGUAUUAGAAUAAAAUAUUUCGGAAAGCGUUUUAAUGAUUAUCCUCCUUGGUAAAUAUUACAAAAUCCCCAGGCUUUUGAAGCACAUGUACUUAAGUUAUUAUACAUAUCAAAUUAUUGAAAUUGUUGUAUUGUAUGUGACGGACUAUAUUAUACAAAUGAAAAGCAAAAUGCAAUUGUUUUUGUUUGUUGUUGUUGUUUUGUUUUUUAAUUUACUGAAAUAUACAUACUAAUAAGGUACAUUUUUGUAAUAUUUAGUUUUUACUUUUCAGUUUUCACUUUUCAGUUUAUUGCCCUAUUGUUACAUCUUUAAUUGGUAGAUUUUUUGUCAGACUGUACAAACAGGAGGUCGGUUGCUCUAAGAAGAUGGUCAAAAUCUUAGCUGAAAUAAAGCAUUAAGACAUUCAUGAGAUAUUCCUUACCCAAUGAAGAUGAUGAAUGAUCAUAUGACCUUCACAGUGCUGGUUUGACUCCCAGCCAUUAAACAAAUCAUACCGAAAUAUCCUUAUCAAAUUAAAAGUUACUACAAAUGGGAAGGUGAUUAUAUUGCUAAAGCAUUAGUUAUGACAAAAUCAAUAUAAACAAAUGUGAUUUUAAAAUUUACAGAAAUAUUAAUUACAUGUACUUCUAUUUGUAUAAUAAAACAUAUCAAAACAAA